Stereum hirsutum FP-91666 SS1 is the source of this 1239-nucleotide messenger RNA. RefSeq lists its product as uncharacterized. The record is from RefSeq and is a predicted model, not a curated record. NCBI's taxonomy places the organism in Eukaryota, Fungi, Basidiomycota, Agaricomycetes, Russulales, Stereaceae. Bases 1 to 1239 code for a protein of 412 amino acids. The transcript is spliced from 3 exons.
AUGGAUCCCCCGGAUAACUUCUUGGGCGAGUUGUGUUUUCCCUCACCACCGAAAGGUCCGGUGAGCGAGGAGGAUAAUGGAAGGCGUUAUGUGUUGAAGCCUGUCAUGGACAUGGACGCCGUGUUGGAAGCUGAGGAACUAGGUACACCUCCGAAUGUGGCGACCGAUACACCAGAGGCUUUGUGCGUGGCUUUUCGAAAGGUCCGAGAGGCCCGACGGACGGUGGAACUGGAGGAUGAGGUAGAGGAGGACUUGGAUCUUGGCGAGGAUGAGGGUGACGGGGCUCGUCUGUGGGUUAGAGAGAGCUUAGAGCUAUGUGGCAAGGUGGGGAAUAGGUUGAGGCGUUUGAGGGAGAGGGGUGAGGCGAAGAUCGAAGGGAGGGACUACGAGAUGCCGACGAAGGAGGAGAAGAGGGUGGAGGCGUUCCGAUGGAAGGUGAGGACUCGUUGGAUGAGGGAUUGGUUGGUAGGGGCGAAGCAGGAGAUCAUGGAGGAUGAAGAGAGGAGCGAGGAGUUGAGGCCGUUGUGGUUGGGAGCGUACGAGCGGUGCGUGAUAAAGAGGAUGGACAAGGCGGAGGAAGCGAGGGUGAUCCGGUUCGUGGACGCUUUCCCAGGCAGGGAUGAGAAGGACUGGCCGGUGGAGAACGCUUCGACGAUGGAUGUGGCGAAGCAUCGGUUAGCGACGGUGCUGGGCCACGAGAUGCUGGGGUUGAAUGAGGAUGGGAAAUGGGGAAAGGAGAAGGAGAAGGAGAUUGUGGAGCGUUGUAGGAGUGCGAUGACGGGGUGGGAUGCGCGUGAGGUGCUGCAGGACGAAGAGUUGGGAGCGAAAUGGUCGAAGGUGGUGGGAGACGGGGGCGUAUGGGAUGUGUUGGAUUCGGACGACAGUACGGCGACUGAGCUGUCGGAGGUGGACCCGGAGGAAGGGCUAGAGGGAGGAAGACAUUCGGAGUACGGCUACCCUUACUCGCUGCAGGGGUUAGAAUGGGAUGAGGUGUUCACGCUGAGGGAGACUGUUCGGGCGGACGGCGAGAAGGUGGAGGAGAAUGUAGGCGAGGAAGUAGGCUCGCGGAAGAGAAAGGCGCAGAAACGGCAGGGUGAUGAGGCUACUGGGGUGAUGGGAAGGCCGAGGAAAGGGGACGUGUAUGACGAACUCGGUUUUCGUCGUGGUGGGAGCAGGAGUCGAAGGAAAAGGGCUAAGGUGGUGUCGGCGGCGGAAGUGGUGAGUCAAGAGUACGAUUAG